This is a messenger RNA of Macadamia integrifolia, 1141 nucleotides long. RefSeq names its product transcription factor MYB90-like. The coding region runs from base 238 to 915 and encodes 225 amino acids. Lineage: Eukaryota; Viridiplantae; Streptophyta; Magnoliopsida; Proteales; Proteaceae. The record is from RefSeq and is a predicted model, not a curated record. The transcript is spliced from 3 exons.
ACUGGUAGAUCGAAAGAUAUUAUUCAUUUGAACCAUCAACAUAAUUUGUGAAACAAUAGAUCACAAUCUUUGCACCAGAAAAAAGUGUGAAGCAAUGGAAAAUUUUCUCAUUUGCUGACUUAGUCACGUGGGUGGACUAAAUGGGGAGAUAUAUAGAGAGGGAAAGAGAUCAUGAGCUUCAAGUGUAAGUGAGAGUGUGUGUAGAGAGGGGGAGAGAGAGAGAGAGAGAGAGAUGAGAUGGGUCGUGUAAGUAUUUUUAGAAAGGGAUCAUGGAGUGAAGAAGAAGAUAAGUUACUGAGAAGAUGUGUAGAGAUGUAUGGAGAAGGGAACUGGAGGCAUAUCCCAUCAAGGGCAGGUCUGAAUCGAUGUCGCAAGAGUUGCAGGCUCAGAUGGUUGAACUAUCUCCGACCAAACAUCAAGCGAGGUGACUUUGCACUUGAUGAAGUUGACCUCAUCAUCAGGCUCCAUAGGCUGUUGGGCAACCGGUGGACUCUGAUAGCAGGAAGAAUUCCAGGAAGAACAGCUAAUGAUGUUAAGAACUACUGGAACUCUCACUUGAGCAAGAAGCUUAGGUCAGAGCACACUCUAACAUCAAGGUGUACAAACAAGCUCCAUGAAUCCAGCAACCCCUCCAUGAAUUCCAGGUGGUUGAGGGGGACAUCUGAGUCUUCUUCCGGUCAUGAUCAACAACCCCAGAGAGAAGAGGAGGAGGAGGAAGCAAAACCUUCCUUCUGGAAGAGUUUGCUAUUAGAAAGGGAAGAGAAGGAGACGAAUUCAACAAACUUGGCAGUUGAGAAAAAAGAAAUGGUUGUGGGAGAGGAUGACUUAGUUGUAGGGGUUGAUGAAUUGCUUCAAGACUUAGACUUGGAUUUGGACAUGGACAUGGAAUUGUGGGGUGUGUUUGGUGAUCAGUAGUGGCCACUAAGCUUUAGCAUCGUACUCUUAGUGAGGAUGGAAUCCUAUGUACGUAUUUUCUUUAUGGAAAAAAGAUUGUUACGCUGCCCUUGUAUAGGUUUCUAUAUACCCUUUUCACAAAAUAAAUAAUGGGGUUCACAUUGAUAUUUUCUCUCUUAUUUGACCUUGUACAAUGGCAGAGAUUGCAGAAUUGAUAUUAACACCAGUCUUCUUUACAUGUCUCAAA